This is a messenger RNA of Haliotis rubra (blacklip abalone), 539 nucleotides long. RefSeq names its product KICSTOR complex protein SZT2-like. The record is from RefSeq and is a predicted model, not a curated record. Lineage: Eukaryota; Metazoa; Mollusca; Gastropoda; Lepetellida; Haliotidae. The coding region runs from base 93 to 539 and encodes 148 amino acids. Gene Ontology annotation, cellular component: peroxisome. The transcript is spliced from 4 exons.
UGUAUAUACGGUGAUGUUUGACCUAACAGUAACACUACAUCUUCCAUUGUUUUGCUGGUUAAUCAUAAUGACAUUUUGGUGAUACAUAUAUAAUGGACCAUCAAAGUGAAGGAGAUGGAAAUACUGUUUUGGAUGCUCGUGAUGUGUAUGUGUUAAUGAGGCGUGGAUGCCGGAUUUCCAGAAAUAUCCGAGCAUCAUGGUACUUUCAGCAUCUCAACUCUGUCAUCCCGUUCACACCCCAGGAACAUGUGGGGGAGUCAGAAGAAGAGUUAUCUAUCUUGUCAGUGGUGCCACCAGAUGGUCAGCCACCACUUCGGCCAGGCCAAACCUGCAGUGUGUGUAUCACCCCACAGACCAUUGUGACCUUCCUGGCCUCUCGAUACCGCCUGGCCUUCACCCUUGACCUUAGCCCUUCAAUCAUGUCUGUGAAUAUCUGCGACGGCUUGGUUGUGAAUGAUGAGUUAAUGCUAACCCUUAGCAAUUGUCUACAUGGCCUUGUCAAACCGGUAAGUGGUUACAUGGAGAAGAAACUUGUAUAA